Messenger RNA from Anisakis simplex (herring worm), 1756 nucleotides. The record is from the annotation of a GenBank genome assembly. NCBI's taxonomy places the organism in Eukaryota, Metazoa, Nematoda, Chromadorea, Rhabditida, Anisakidae.
AUGUCGCGAUAAAUUGAACGAAUUACCACGGCUGAUGAACGUCGAUCGACUGUCGCUAGUGCGCGGUUUCGCACUAACUCAAGAGCCGUUCUUCAGAAGUCUUCUUCGAGCUAGCGUAAAGUUUUGGCGACAAAUUUCUCGACGUAUUCGGAAGAUUUUUCGUAAGAUUUUUGGAUCCGAGCGUUUUGUAGAGAAGCAACUGGCCAAGGAACAGAUCAUGAUCCCACCACAUUUGGGACGUUCAAUGUUUGGCGUGAUGGACGAGACAGGCCAACUGCAAAGUGGUCAGAUUUUUGUGCAGUACACGAAUAAUGUUUGGUUGAAAACACCGUCGAGUAAAGCGGCGAAAACGAUUUUGAAAGGUCCAGUUUUGAUGACAAAGAAUCCGUGUAUCGUGGCCGGAGAUGUUCGAAUAUUCGAAGCAGUUGACAUUCCCGAACUGCAUCAUCUCGUUGAUGUGGUCGUCUUUCCGCAGUAUGGUCCAAGACCGCAUACGGAUGAAAUGGCCGGAUCAGAUUUGGAUGGUGACGAAUACACGGUGAUAUGGGAUAAGAAGUUGAUGUUUGUUCGAAAUGAGAGUCCGUUGGAUUUUACGAAGAGAGUGAAAAAAUAUGAAGUAGUUGAUCAAGAUCACGUGGAUUUCGAGAUGCGGAAGUUUUUCUGCAAUUACAUAAAGCAAGAUUCGAUUGGGUCAAUCGCAAACGCGUUCCUGGUGAAUGCGGAUUUGUAUGGGAUAACGAGUGAAGUGAGCGAAGUGACUUUGUUAAAUGAGUUGUUAAUCGGUCGUUUAGUCGUUUUGUGCUUAUCGAUUCAUUUUAUCAUAGGAGAGUUUAUGCCGGUUUAUAUGCUCGGCGAAAGCCAUAGCUUAUGCAUUCCACAAUUUGGCAAUGGCAGUUACACUGUUUAUUUGAUUUUAUUUGAUGUUCAUCGCACGUUUUUGUAUUCAUUUUGUGCAUUCACUCAGAUUUGUGUGAAUAUCGCUCGAAAGCAUUCACAAGCAGUGGAUUUCCCGAAAACUGGCGACGCUCCUGAGCCACUAACAAAAGUGUGGACGGAAGGCGCCAGUGGAAGUUUGGUACCACCAGAACGGUCGGAGAGAUGGCCAGAUUUUAUGUGUAAAAAUCAUGAGCCGAACUAUAUAUCGCCACGUCUUGUCGGACAACUCUAUAGACGUAUCCGAUUGGUUGACGAUGUGUUGACGCUGACGAGUGCAUUGGAGGAUGUCACAGUGCUGGAGUUGGAUCCAAUGUUGAUAUUUCCGGGAUGGGAAGGAUAUACGACGAUUGCUCAACUACAACUAGACUCGUAUAAUGCACAUAUUAGGGCACUUCUGGACAACUAUGGAAUCCAAGACGAAGGUCAAUUGAUCUCGGGUUGUAUCAGUGUGAUUCGUAAUCGAAUAAGUGACCGUGAUGUGGACGAUAUGUCAUUUUAUAACACGAAUCAUGUGAUUGAAAAGAAAGUGGCGUCAGUCUUUCGAAUGUUUCGAAAUGUGUUCUUCGAAGAAUUUGGAGGGUACGAGCGAUGUACACGAGUUGAUAAGGAAAGAUCGAUGGGAGGCAAUAACGACGAAGAUAGACGAAUUUGUUUGAAUCCAACAGAAGGCAUGAAACAAAAAGCAUCGGCUUACUAUAUCACUUGUUACAGUAAGUUGCAAGCUACCACUAAAUAUCAUUUCUACUGUCCCAGUUUUAUCGGACUACUCCAUCCGACCAGGUUGAGUAAGCGAGUGUCUGUCUGUCCCAAAUUUCAUUAG